This is a messenger RNA of Coccidioides posadasii C735 delta SOWgp, 3033 nucleotides long. RefSeq lists its product as uncharacterized. The record is from RefSeq and is a predicted model, not a curated record. Lineage: Eukaryota; Fungi; Ascomycota; Eurotiomycetes; Onygenales; Onygenaceae.
AUGCGGUUCGGAUUCUCUUCGCGUACAGCUUGCGGUCGAGGCUCGAUUCGUGGUCUCUGGUGCACGUAUUCCUACUCUUUGCAGAGGCAACAGUUUAGCUUUAAGCGACUCAUACAUAACAGGACAACUGCGGCCGCCGAUGCUUUACCGAGCACUCUGAAGUCGAUUACCGAGACAAAACUUAAUGAACUUUCAAGGCAGCAAGCGCUCUUUGAAUCACGCAAGGAGGCCAUUUAUGGGGAAGCUGCGAAACAAAGGACCCUUGAUGACAGAGUUAGAGUGCUUCUUGAAGGUGUGACUCGUCUCCAGGGCUUCCCGGACGAUGGUCUAGAUACUACCGACAAGGAUGAUGCCGUCCUCCGGUCCGACGGUCAACGCCUCUCAGCUAGGAAUGUUUACCGCAAUAUUCGCCGCACCCUGGUUCAGAAGCGAUACGAUUCGUCCAUAUCAGAUUCUCGACUCGAACAGUCUGAGGAAGAGCUACGAAGGCAGCUAGACUUUAUCAGCGCCAAGUAUGAGCAUGCUUUGUUCUUCAACCGCCUGGUUACGGAGUGGCUCUCAAGCCCUCGGAAUCCUGUCCCCGAAGUAACGAGCGGAAAUUCAAAUACUUCAUAUGAAAGUUUGGAACGCAAAGAAGCUCACGAGCAGCGCGUCAAGUGGGAGGCUCUUGUAUUUGAGCCUCAGCAGACUGAUAGCGCCGAGAUUGAACGUUACCUUACAAACCUGUUCAAACAAUCAAGAUUGUCCGAACAAGCGCUGAAGGAUCUCCGAAGACAGGUAAAAUUAUCCAGCAAGGAGUUUCUGGCAAAAGACGACCAUUUUACUGUUCAAUCCCUAAAAUGGGCAAUCAGGGGGGUGAUCAGCAAGGACAUCCUGGCUCGGGAGAAGGUCGCCAUUCUUAGGGAAUUUCUGGUGAAUGAUGCUGUUGCACAGGAGGUUGCGGAUGUCUUGAACGUUCGGAUGGCCCAGCUCGACACCUGGUCUUGGAGCUGCAGUCCAAUCCCCGUGGAAAUGAGACGUCACUUGAACGGAAAAUACCGAGCAUAUAUGGACGAGGAUAUCCUGGAUGCUAUUUUCCUCCACUACAUUGGAGUGAAGUGGAGUAUCAAAUUUAAGGAGCUCUUCUCCGUAAUUUUCAACUCUCACGCGUGGAAGCGCCAGUCUACAAACAUCCCGAAGCGAGACCUUGAGCGGCGGAAAUAUUUCUUAUACGAACAGGACGGGGCAUCCCGGGACGAGCAUAAUAUUGUGGGAGCGAGGAGAAAGUCAUUCAUGGAAAAUUAUUUUAUGUGCCAGUUACCAGCAGAUGCCGAUAGCAUACCUGUGUAUAAUGAGGAUGCCGACGCAGAUGAUCAAAAAAAGAGCUUUAUCGACCUCAAACACUCGCUACUUCACCUUGUUAUGGCAGAGAUCUGGCUUAACAAGGCGCUAUACGGUGAUGUCACUAUCGUCCAGUCCGAUUUUCGAUGGUUUGGCCCGUCACUCCCUCAUACAACGCUCCUAUCCGUCUUGAAGUUCUUCCACGUUCCUCAGGUCUGGCUUGACUUCUUCAAACGUUUUCUUGAAGCUCCUCUGAGAUUCGUCCAGAAUGGUGAUAGUGGUCCUGUGAGGAUACGGAAGAACGGGGCACCGCUGAGCCACACCAUAAGUGACUGGCUUGGAGAAACAUUACUGUUUUGUCUUGACUUUUCUGUGAACCAACACGCAGAUGGGUUGCUUCUUUAUCGGCUGCACGACGAUUUCUGGUUUUGGGGUCAAGAGCAGACUUGCGCUAAAGCGUGGAAAGCUGUCAACGAAUUCUGCACCGUGAUGGGCCUUGAGAUUAACGACGAGAAAAGCGGAACAGCUCGGCUUCAUGGUGGCAAAAGACGGUUUUCGGGUGAUACAGAAGGCGAGCCUGAGCAAAGUCCUUCGACAAUCUCUACGGAUCUCCCGGCUACCCUUCCAAAUGGAGACAUUCGUUGGGGCUUUCUUAAGCUCGACGAAAGGACUGGAAGAUUUGAGGUCGACCAAAGCCAAGUAGAUACCCAUAUCCAGGAGCUUCGGCGCCAGCUUGGUGCAUGCAAGAGCAUUUUCAGCUGGGUUCAAGCAUGGAAUACCUACAUGGCGAGAUUCAUCAGCAAUAACUUCGGCAAACCGGCGUUAUGUCUAGGGCGACCACAUAUUGAGAUGGUGCUUUCGACUCUAAAACGUAUAGAAAGUGAGUUGUUUGUUGUGGAUGGUGACGGUUCUUCGCCCGGCAGUGCUGCAAACCACCUUCGCCUUGCAAUCUCGAAGAAGUUUAAUAUUUCUAACCUCCCGGAUGGAUUUUUUUACUUCCCUGAAGAGUACGGUGGCUUGGCUUUGAUGAACCCGUUUGUGUCCCUGAUUGCGACGCGCGAAGCUAUCAAAACCACUCCUGAGAGGAUCCUCCAUGCUGCGUUUAUCGCAGAGGAGAAAGAAUAUGCCAUGGCCAAAGAGAAAUUUGGAAAGCAGGGUCCUAACCAGGCGGCUUUCUCGCUCAUGAGCUCCAACUCGUCGACAGUGCGUCCCUCACUCCCCAGCGCGGAGUUCAUGCCCUUGGAGGAGUUUGUGAGGCACAGCGAAUCCACAAGUUACCUGCUAAAGAACGCCUACCAGCUCCUUCUGGAGCAACCCGAGGAAGUGCCCGCUGCUUUCACGCCAGAAUUGCAAAAUGCGGUGUCGAAGAAUGAGGCGAUCAAGAGCCUUCCAAUUGAUUGGCACAGGAUGUCGUCGUACUCCAAGAACAUUGUGGAAUUGUACCACCGGGGGAUGAUCAGCAAAUACGGCUCUCUGGCCGGGGCGGAGGAUAAGACUCUGCCACUGGGCGUGGUGAAAAUUCUAAAGAGGGAAAAGAUCAGAUGGCACAGCUGGCUGUGAAUGCGCGCUUCCCUUUGAACAAUGCUUGAACGUGAUUAAUGAGCUGAGAAAAGUUGUAAGCUAUGUGACAGAGCCAUUAAAACACAAUACCCUCCCCUCAGCCUAUAGUAUAUGGAAAAUUUUGAUCACUACCCUUAUUUAACAAUUGGAUCU